AUGGCAGCAAUCGCUUAUGACUCGGAAAGUGUGGCUGAAUUAGAACUUCAAGAACUUGAGUCUCCAGGUGGAAUUGCUGCACCAAAUGUCUACAUUAAUUUGAUGGCCAUGUACUUGCUUCGGAAUGACCUAUGUAAUGCUAAAUUUUUGUGGAAACGAAUACCUUCAUCAAUUAAAUCUAGUCAUCCUGAAUUGGGCCACAUGUGGUCAGUUGGACAGAAGAUGUGGCAGAGAGAUUUUCCUGGUAUUUAUGAAGUCUUGAAUCGGGAAUGGCCAGAAAACCUUAAGCCCACAAUGAAUGCUUUACAUGAGUCUACACGUCGAAGGGCCAUUAACCUUGUAUCAAAAGCUUAUUCAUCUAUUAACAUGGACACCUUUGCUACUCUUGUCAGUGUGCCACUUGCUGAUGUAAAUAAAGUUGCUAAGGCUGAAGGAUGGACUACUGAUGAUGAUACAAAAAUGGUAACCCCUAAAAAGCCAGAAGCUCCUCCAGAUCCUUGCUUACCAAAUGAAGAACACUUGUCUAUUCUAACUGAUUAUAUAUUGAAAGACAGUUGA
Molecule: messenger RNA, 558 nt
Organism: Acanthosepion pharaonis
Lineage: Eukaryota; Metazoa; Mollusca; Cephalopoda; Sepiida; Sepiidae
Source: the annotation of a GenBank genome assembly